Molecule: messenger RNA, 1083 nt
Organism: Papilio machaon (common yellow swallowtail)
Lineage: Eukaryota; Metazoa; Arthropoda; Insecta; Lepidoptera; Papilionidae
Product: protein NDUFAF4 homolog
Exons: 1
Coding region: 95-757 (220 amino acids)
Biological process (GO): mitochondrial respiratory chain complex I assembly
Cellular component (GO): mitochondrion
Source: RefSeq, a predicted model, not a curated record
UUGAAAAUAUACACUUAUAAUUAAUAAAAUAGUUAUGUGUUUCGUAUUUACUUAAAUUGUUUAAACCUAAAAUAUUCGACUAACGCCGCCCGAGAUGGGUGCUUUAGUAACAAAAGCGUUACGACCUAUAAAAACAUUUAAUGUCGAGAAUCGUGCUCAUAGAGUUAUUUCGAAAGAAAAACCGAUACCGGCGCCGCAUUAUCCGUCUACAAAGGAAGAUUUAAAACGUACUUUAGCAGCGGUACCCGACAUAGAUGAAAAACUAGAUAAAAAGGACACAGCGCUUGAUGACAGAUUGAAAUCCGUUUAUGUAACAUCUUACGGCCGUCCCGAGGAUGACAUUACUAGAGAAAAAAUCCAGCAAAAUCCAAACCGACCGCUACCGAAGGACAGAUCUCAAGUUCCAGAGUUCGAAACGGGAUGGAAUGAACCGGAAGUAGUGCCAUAUGGACGUACGACUUUACGAAGAGCCUUAGAGUUUAUUGAAUCGCAUCAGAUGAAUCCCACAGAGGUCACAGCGUCGAAGAUAGCUUUAGAAUAUAAACUGAAAGACGAUGAUGUCGAAGCAAUUUUAAAAUACUUCAAGGCAUAUGAAAUUUAUAUUCCAGAAACAAAGAAAUCUGCAGCAACAUUUGCUGGUCCCACUAAUUAUAGAAGGAAGCAGCUCCAAGAAGCCAAAACUAAAGAAUUAGCUGGUAAAAGUGAAAUUGUUAAGGAACAAGAUAUUCCAGCGAAAGAUCAAGCAAAAAAUAACUAGUAAAUUAAUAAAAAAUCAUAGAUGGGGUGAAAUGAUACCAAGGGAUAAUUAAUUUCUUAUUUCUACUAUAUGUAUUAAUUUAUGCAUAGAAUUAACUAUGUGCAUACAAGUUUUUAUGUCUAAUUAAUAAAAUGACAACACUGAGGGAAUUUAUCCCAACAAAAGGUAUCCUACAGCCAUAAAAUGUAUGGUGGAUGCAUAUAACUAGUGAAUUUAGCUUAUUUUGAAGUGAAUCAUAAGCAAUGUAUUAAAUAACAUGUUAUGUUUAUUUCUUAAUUUAGUUACAAUAAGAUAUAGAGGUAAUUUAGGGAAUGAACAUCUGUGAU